UAGCAGAUGAACUCGAGAAAUGGAGAUAUGACAGAGUAAUAACGACUUAUUACAUGUGCACGAUUAAGUUAUUACAAACGUUAAGUGAUGGAGGACGGAAACAGGACUGAUGCUGCUUCCACAUCCAAGAGCCACGCAGGCUCACUCCACCUGCAGACUCCAAAAAACGAGGAUGCCUAUGAAAUUGCCAUCCCCUAUGAGGAGAGCAACUUUGAGCAGCAAGGAUUUUUCAAUCAGAGUGAUCAGAAUUUUGAUGAUUCGCCCCCAUCGGCUGGCCCUUCUCCAGUCAACAACUCAUACAUGGUGAUCACAAACCUGCGGACCCAGCUACAGAUCUCUCUAGAGAAAAACUCCUGGCUGCAGAAAAGAAUUGAGGACCUGGAAGAGGAGAGGGACUUCCUCCGUUGCCAGCUGGACCGCUUCAUCUUUUCCACAAAGAGCCAGGGACAAGAACAGAGUCAGAGCCAGUACAGUAAUGGUUAUGAGUCCAGACGAUUCAACUGGAGGGCAAGAAGAGAGGAAGAUCGUCCUGCUGAGCAACAGAAGUCAGAUGCACAACAUUUCCCCUCACGUCAGUUUAUCCAGCGAAGGCCUGGACCUCCAACUAUGGUGCCUUCCAAAAACCAUGUCUCCAGUCCACUAACCAAUCAGCUUGCCUCUAUGAAUGCAUUGUUCAGCUCUACACAGUCUCAAGCCCUCUUGCAAGGCCAUAGCCAUAGUAGUCCCAGUACCACAGCCAGUGGCAGCAGUGGCAACAGCAGUAGUGCUACAAGGUCGUCCAUGAAUGAAAUGAGUGGACAUGGCAAUGUGGGUCCAGAUUCCCUUUCACUUCUGGGAGAAUCUGACGAGUACUUGGAACAGGACGCCUACCUUGAGGAGGAAGAAAUGAUAUCAGGGGAAGAUGUAAUGCCAGAUACCAUUAACAGCAACAGACACCCGUUGAAGAGAAGGCGAGUCUUCCGAGCCCCUAGAGAGCGGCAGAGAGUGAAAGAUGCUGCUGGAGUGCUGUUUCGCUACAAGAAAAUCCUGCUCACAUACCAGCGUCUGAAAAAUAUGUCCAAAGCCUUCCAAAUCCAUGGUGUGGACCGCAACACGGUGGCUUCCACCACACCCAUUGCUGAGUUGCUACUGGUGGCCCCAGAGAAGGUGGCAGAGGUGGGCGAGUUUGACCCAUCCAAGGAGAAGCUGCUGGACUAUGCCCGGCGCUGCUACACUGCCCUGGAUGAGGAGACUCUCAGCAGGGUGCAGGCCCUAAAGAAGAAUAACCUGCUCCUGCCCAUCUCCUACAGGUUCAGGCACUGAGGGGAGAAAGACAGAGGGAUGGAAAGUUUCUCUAAAACAGUGGCAUUGGUGGUUAAGUGAGUAGAGGAGAGGCAGUUGGGUUCUCCUGCAGCAGGGCAGCUCACCUCCGAGGCACAGAAAUGUCCAGAGGGAUGAGGAAAUUUAUUAAUUCACCGUCCUGGAUGUGGCCAUGUAGGCUGCAGCUGAGAUCUUUGCUUCUCAGACAAACUUUUCACCUCUCACUUUUAUUACCAAUACAGAACAGGUGCGUCAAGUUCUCUUGACAAAUUCUCACCAUCAUUCCACUAAUAUUGAGGAUGUGGGGGGUGCCUGCUGCAGCUGGAGAGGGAAAAGACAUGGUUUUCAUUUCUCAAAGAGCAAAAUAGCAUGUCUGUGUGAUUCAGAAUUUGUGAACAAGAAUGUGUCUUUACUCUUAGGGUUAUAGAGGAGAUUGCUUUUCUGCAGUUCUUAAAUGAGUGUAACCAACAUAGCUCAUACAUGUUUUGGCGUUUAGGUUUGCAGAGACGCACAGACAUUUUCUUUCCUGAACUAUCUGACUCAGUUUGGAGCCACUGGCUCAUUAACUGAUUGUCUAGAUCAUUUCAGUCAGUUCCUGACAUCCUAAAUGAUUUAUAAGCACAGCAGUUUUUAUGACUUUAUUUGUGUGCAAUUUUGACAUGGUCCUAAAAAUAUGGUAAUCAUAAUCUCUGUGUAUGUUCAAAUGACACUGCACACCAUAGAUUUUGCCAUAGUUUUAAGAAAUUGUCACCAAUCCUUUAUGUUUAUAUUUCUCAGUGUCAUUAUUCUAUUAUUUUUUUUAUUAUCAAUCAAUCAUUUUCACUUGCCUUAAAUCACAAUUUUUGUGAUUUCCUUGUGUUGGAGAUAUAACUGUUCUUUUUCACUUUCACUGUCUGAAACUCACUACAUUAGAAUCUGGUCAUUUGGCACUCUCUUUUCUGUCUCCAUGAUCCUGGCAACAAGAGCUACUUGAUUUCAGUUAAAAAUCAAAAACAGACACACAAAUGUUGGUGAAAUUGAAUGUGUUUGCCUCAUAAUAAUUAGGCCAACUGCUGGUCAAAGGCCCGGUUUUAACAACAGUACUGCUGCAUUACUCUCUUGUUCCACUAUACGUUGUACCAACCCUUUUUGUAAUUACCUGCACUAAAAAUACUCUAAAUGUCACUUCUUAUGCUUCUGAUAUUGAGGCUCUUGAAAUGCUUUUGUGACAGUAAUACCUUUUGUAAAAAUGUGGUACAGAGCAUUUACACUACUUAUUACUAAAAUGACUGUUUGUAACAUUGUGUAACUUUUGGUUCCUUGUGAAAAAUUGUGGACAUUAAUCAUACAAACAAUUUUACUGUGUGAGUUACAGCAUCAGCGAAAGCAACUAGCUUUUGCACACAGAGGAUCUGUUAUUGCUUCCCAGUGUCCCGCUACAAAUGCAUGUGAAAAGAGCUCUUUGAUGAUUCCUAGCUAAUAGAGAUCUUGUCACAAUUCAUAAUUUUCAAAGCAGCAGACACAUUGUCUAUAUUGUAUGAUAAUGUAUGGUGUUUAUGCCGGUGCAGUCAAAGAUCUCUUGUAUCAGAACAGAUUAGGCUACAGUGGAAUACAGCAACUCUUGGCUUCAAUUUUCAUUCUAGACCAUUUUCAUGGUACACAGAGACGGGUUCUCCAGUUUGUGUGUGUAAUGUGCAGUGCAACUGCUAAGCAGACCUUGCAAAAUCAUACCAGGGUGCAAUUUAUUUUUUAAAUAAUCUAUUUGUAUCAUUUCUGUGUCUCAUAUUUAUGUAUAUUGAGUGAAAUGUGUAUCUCACUUAAUGCCAGUUACUCACCAAAUGUGUUGAGAUUCAAAUGUAAUUGACACAUUUGAUUUCCUACAAAUAUGUAGAUUUAUUAAUCUGUAGAAUUGAACACCAUCCACUCACUGAAAACAAAUGCUUAUGAUUCACAGACUGUACUGUUAAGACAGAAAUGUAAUUAAAACAUUUGAUUUCUUAUAAA
This is a messenger RNA of Toxotes jaculatrix (banded archerfish), 3282 nucleotides long. RefSeq names its product coiled-coil domain containing 106a (gene ccdc106a). The transcript is spliced from 8 exons. Gene Ontology annotation, cellular component: nucleoplasm. The coding region runs from base 88 to 1302 and encodes 404 amino acids. Lineage: Eukaryota; Metazoa; Chordata; Actinopteri; Toxotidae. The record is from RefSeq and is a predicted model, not a curated record.